Molecule: messenger RNA, 1648 nt
Organism: Hyla sarda
Lineage: Eukaryota; Metazoa; Chordata; Amphibia; Anura; Hylidae
Gene: HACD2
Product: 3-hydroxyacyl-CoA dehydratase 2
Exons: 8
Coding region: 156-881 (241 amino acids)
Biological process (GO): sphingolipid biosynthetic process; very long-chain fatty acid biosynthetic process; fatty acid elongation
Cellular component (GO): endoplasmic reticulum membrane
Molecular function (GO): 3-hydroxyacyl-CoA dehydratase activity
Source: RefSeq, a predicted model, not a curated record
UUAGUUAUUUUAUUGUCCCGCCCUCAACGGCUUCUCGUCCAAUUAGCGAUGAGCGUGUGACCUGUCAAUGUCAGCAGGUUUGGCUGCGGCGCUUGCACCGUGUGAGGUAAAGGAGCCCCGGAGACCUGCGGAGGAGACACGGGAGUGGCGGAGAUAUGACGAGCCAAAAUUCUGGGAGCAGCAGGUCUAUGGAGAAUGGCAGCCAGAGGAAGAGGAAGGGUCCUGGAGCUUUUGCCACUGCUUAUCUGGUCAUUUAUAAUGUCAUCAUGACAGCAGGAUGGCUGGUCAUAGCGGUGGGUUUAGUGCGCACGUAUCUCGCCAAGGGGAGUUACCACAGUCUUUACUACUCCAUUGAGCGGCCCCUGAAGUUCUUCCAGACCGGAGCGCUGCUGGAGAUUGUACAUUGUGCACUGGGAAUCGUGCCCUCCUCCGUGGUCCUCACUGCGUUUCAGGUUUCGUCUCGGGUGUUCCUGACCUGGGCCGUCACACACAGCGUGAGAGAGGUUCAGAAUGAGGACUCCGUCCUGCUGUUUGUUGUUGCCUGGACAAUCACUGAAAUUAUCCGCUACUCGUUUUAUACCUUCAGUCUUCUAAACCAUCUGCCAUACAUCAUCAAGUGGGCCAGGUACACGCUCUUCAUUGUCUUAUACCCCAUGGGGGUAGCAGGAGAAUUACUGACGAUCUAUGCUGCACUGCCAUACAUCAAGCAGACCGGCCUGUACUCCAUCAGCCUGCCCAACAAAUACAACUUCUCAUUCGAUUACUACACCUUCCUCAUCCUCGUCAUGGUGUCCUACAUCCCUAUUUUCCCGCAGUUGUACUUCCACAUGAUCCACCAGCGCAGGAAAGUUCUUCACGUCGAGCGCAAGAAGUCUGAUUAACCCCGCGGGUUCCAUCAUCUCCUUCUUCUUCUUCUUCUCCUCUUUUUCCUUUUUUGACAUUUUUUUUUUCUCCCCCCAAAUCUUCUAGAAACCCAAAUGCUGCGGCCUUUUUUUGAGUGCGCCCUUUCCUAUGAGAAUGCCCGGAUGAGGUAAAUGCCUGCAGGGAUGGCGUGUUUACAUACUAACCUCGGCCACUACCCAGCAUGCACUAGGACAGUCGCGGCUGCCUCUCCUACUUUUAUACUACUAAACGCUUGAUUCCUGGUCCAGCCAGCCGGACCCCCUGAUGUUGCGGGAUGUUGUGUUGCUGCAUGCGCAGUGGACUUCCUGUUGCGAGGGAGUGAGGAUGAUGGGGGAGGUAGUGGUGGAAACAUGGUGGGGGGGGGGGAGAGGGGACCCCCGACUACUGGUACAAUAUCAAUGAAGCUUCUUCUAAAUCUGCACUGGAAUCUGCCUCAGGUCUGCGAUCCUGCACCAAUAGACCAUCAUACCUCAGCAUUGGUCCAGCAGGGGGCACUGUUCUAGCUAUCAUGGAAAAAUAGCGACGAACUGCAGCCUUCAUCCCUCCCCAAAAUAUGGGAAUAGGGCAGGGGGUCUAAUCUGCCCACCCAGAACAUUUAUGCCUUCUAGCGCUCAGGGAGGAGUUAAACUGCCCUGUCCUCCGCCAACCACUGACAGGUACGACUAUCAAAUGAUAACACUAGAUGGCGCUGUGCCUCAUAUUUUAUCCUUUACAACAGUGUUUUCCAACCAGCGUACCUCCAGCU